Artibeus jamaicensis (Jamaican fruit-eating bat) is the source of this 3955-nucleotide messenger RNA. RefSeq names its product steroid sulfatase (gene STS). The transcript has 11 exons. Bases 508 to 2268 code for a protein of 586 amino acids. Gene Ontology annotation, molecular function: arylsulfatase activity. NCBI's taxonomy places the organism in Eukaryota, Metazoa, Chordata, Mammalia, Chiroptera, Phyllostomidae. The record is from RefSeq and is a predicted model, not a curated record.
ACCACCCCCCACCGUGUGCCGUGAUGUGAUCACUCCGUCCAGGAAGUCCGGCGGCCCUCUGAUUUAUAUCUGAGACACGUUGGGGCGUGAGGGACAAGCAGGUGGGCAGGCACGAGCCCCGAAAUAGCUUUUUUAUGAUAGAUUCGCCGAUGACCCAGCGGUGACCUGACAGCCAGCGAUGGUCCUUAUAACUGCCCGGGCUGCUAGGUGGCUUGUCUACACCCCAGCGCGGGAGGCUGGGGUGCUGCUUAUCUGAGAGAGGUCCCUGCAGGGAGGCGCUGCUGCGCCCCGAGGUCCGAGUUCCCCGGCAGCGCCAGCAGCUCCAGCAGCGCCAGCAGCAGCCCCCCCCCCCCACUCUGAAAGCCUCAUCAGAACGGGGCGGAGCCGAUGCGCCCCUCUCCUCCCCUCUGGGAACCGCCCGCCUCGCUGCUGUGCCCGCACAUGCUGCUGCCCACCGAGUAAGGCCCGCAGAGGACAGCCCCCGAGACGGUCUGCCCGCCGCUCCCCAUGAACAUGAAGAUUCUGCUGCUGCUGCUGCUCCUGCUGCUGUUCCUGAGUCAGGCUGAGAGCCAGGCGGCCCCGAAGCCCAACUUUGUCCUCAUCAUGGCAGACGACCUGGGCAUCGGGGACCCCGGAUGCUAUGGAAACAAGACCCUCAGGACCCCCAACAUCGACCGACUGGCCAAAGAGGGCGUGAAGCUGACGCAGCACCUGGCGGCGUCGCCCCUGUGCACCCCGAGCAGGGCGGCCUUCAUGACCGGCCGGUACCCCAUCCGCUCAGGGAUGGCGUCUCAGUACCGCACUGGCGUGUUCCUCUUCUUGGCCUCUUCCGGGGGACUCCCCGAGAGCGAGGUGACGUUCGCCAGGCUUCUGAAGAACCAAGGCUACGAGACAGCGCUGAUAGGGAAGUGGCACCUGGGGACCCACUGCCGCAACAACAGCGACUUCUGCCACCACCCGUCCAGCCACGGCUUCGACUACUUCCACGGCAUCCCCGUCACCAACCUGCGGGACUGCAAGCCGGGCCAGGGCAGCGUGUUCACGUCGGCCAUCCGGCUGCUGGUCUUCGUGCCCCUGCAGGUGAUCGCCAUCGCCCUGCUCACGCUGGCGGCGCUGCGCCGGCUGGGGCUGCUGCACGUGCCGGGCCCGGUGUUUGUCUGCCUGCUCUGCCUGGCCGCCGGCAUCCUGGGCGCCCUGCUGGGCUUCCUGCACUACUUCCGGCCCCUCAACUGCUUGCUGCUGCAGAACCGCCACAUCUCCCAGCAGCCCCUGUCCUACGACAACCUGACUCAGAGGCUGACCGAGGACGCCGCUGCGUUCAUCCGAAGGAAUGCCGGGACGCCCUUCCUGCUCGUCUUCUCCUGCCUGCAGGUGCACACAGCCCUCUUUGCCUCCAAGGACUUUGCCGGGAAAAGCCAGCACGGUGCUUACGGGGACGCGGCUGAGGAAAUGGACUGGAGCGUUGGGCAGAUCUUGAACGUCCUGGAGGAGUUAAGGCUGACGAACAACACCCUCGUGUACUUCUCGUCCGACCAAGGGGCCCACGUGGAAGAAGUGACCACCAGAGGGGACAUCCACGGAGGCAGUAACGGGAUCUACAAAGGAGGAAAAGGGAACAACUGGGAAGGAGGCGUCCGCGUGCCGGGCCUGCUGCGCUGGCCGGGGGUCCUGGAGGCCGGGCUGGAGGUCCACGCGCCCACCAGCAACAUGGACAUCUUCCCCACGGUGGUCACGCUCGCGGGGGCCGCGCUGCCUCAGGACAGGGUCAUCGACGGCCGGGACCUGAUGCCGCUGCUGCGGAGCCCGAGCCCGCCCUCGCACUCGGAGCACGAGUUUCUGUUCCACUACUGCAACUUCUACCUGAACGCCGUGCGCUGGCACCCGCGGAACAGCUCCUCCAUCUGGAAGGUCUUUCUCUUCACGCCCAACUUCACCCCCGAGGGCGCCAAUGGCUGCUUCCUCACACACGUGUGCUUCUGUCACGGACGCUUCGUCACCCGCCACGAGCCGCCGCUGCUGUUCGAUCUCUCCAAGGACCCCAGGGAGAGCAGCCCCGUGACCCCGAGCACCGAGCCCCGCUUCUGGGAGAUCCUGGAGGUGAUGCAGCGAGCGGCAGACCGCCACGCGCGCACCGUGCAAGAGGUCCCCAACCAGCUGUCGCUGCAGAACCUUCUCUGGAAGCCGUGGCUGCAGAUGUGUUGUUCCUCGGCCUCCGGCCUGUCCUGCCAGUGUGACCAGGAAAAGCAAGACCGGGGAGGGAGCCCAUAGCCGGGCUCGUCUGCGGGCAGGAGGGACGCUCGGGGCCCAGUCCACCCUUCCCGUGGCAGGGGGGGAGGGGGAGCGUCACCGUGCACACCCAGCAUCUCGCACUGUGGUCCCAUCUCGGACUGUGGUCCCCUGUCUACCUGGUCACCCAAGGGCCCCGCCGAGAGCUCCCACAGUGGGGAAAAACUCAACAGUGCGCACAGGGACAGAUGCUCGACAUAUGCCUUCCACGGUCAAGUGCGUGCACUGGUGUCAAUGCAUGAGGGUGAAUGUAUCCAAGAUGCUGGGAUGAAAUGUGGGAAAGGCAAACCCCCGCUUCGCCCCACGGGGGUGUGCGUGACUCUGCCGGGCCCCCGGCAACACGGAGAGCACCGUGCACAGAGCCCCCCACCAGGCUCGACCUGGGCCACGGGGGAGGGACUGAAGAACCAUCGCUUUCACGGGCAAAAGGUGCUGAUGAGUUCCCCUCUGGUGACUGGAAGGCACUCGCUGUCAGUAUUAUUGAGAACACACAAACUACUACUCACAACCUGUGUAUUUUAUGUGAGGCCACUUUCCUUCGUCCCUCAAGGAGGUUAAGAUAUUUAAAAUAAACCAAGUAGCCAGUUAUCCCUGUUUCGGGAAAACCAGUAGACUUCCAGGAUAGACAGAUUCCCUCCACAUGGAUCUCUCACUCCAGAAAUGGCUCGGAAAUCCCUCUUACUGUAUAAGAAAUAUUCUCAUGAAAGAGAGCGUCGGCGUGCUGACGAUGUGUUGGGGUUCUGGCUGGGAUGGUGGUAGAGGAAUUUUGGGAAGCUGCUGGCCUGAGCGUGCUUUCGAAGAUGACCAUGUUCAUUCCAAGUUCAAGAUGCUCGAUGCCAAUAGGCUUCCAGAUGCCCUGUGAGGUGGAAACAUGUGUGGCAGGAUCUCCUCACUUGAAGCAUGUACAUACAUUACGUGUAUUUAUGGGUCCAGCUAACUAUUUAACCUGUACAAUGUUAAGAGACAUGAAGGAUACGUUUAGUGCAACAGGAGAAUUAAAUUAUUCGGCUCCGGAGAGACCUACCCUUUUUUUUUGUAAUUUUUUUCCUAAAACAGUUUUAUUGCACUUGUCGGGGCGGUACUGGGUAAUGAACUGAUUUAGGUUUCAGGUGCGCAGUUCUACAACGCGUCAUCUGUAUGUUGUGCUGCGUGCUCACCGCCCCACGGUGAGCACGUCUUCUCCCAUCACCAUUUGCCCCCCUUCACCCUCCCCGACCUCCCCGACCCCCUUCCCUCUGCUCAUCUGCACCCUGUUGUCUGCGUCCGUGAUGGUUUUUCUCUCUUGUUUUAUUCCGCGCUCCUGUGAGCUCAUUGCUGUCAAUUCUUGAGUUAUACAUCCAGGUCCUCGUGGACUUGGAAGCUCUGCGCACACGUUAACCCUUGACACUCCUAGCAUUUCAGCAGCGGAUGUGGAGCAGGCACUGUUUCCCACGGAGAGCGGACUCACGCCCCGUGCAUCCCGGUCGUGAAGGACUCAAAAGAGGGGGCCCACGUGAGAGCCCCCGGAAGGGCUCGCUGGGAAGAGAGGAGACACAGCCGGGGGGACACGUCGGGUCUGUGUCGGGAAAACGUUGCCUGUCACGUGAGUCCCUCUGGUGGCUGAGGUGUCUCGACACCUCCUUGUCCUGUUCAGGCAAAGUCGAAAUAAAACCGCCUUUGGCAGUGAGGA